This is a messenger RNA of Anopheles coustani, 3286 nucleotides long. It is a transcript of the gene Stt3B, whose product is annotated as dolichyl-diphosphooligosaccharide--protein glycosyltransferase subunit STT3B. The transcript is spliced from 4 exons. Gene Ontology annotation, molecular function: dolichyl-diphosphooligosaccharide-protein glycotransferase activity. The coding region runs from base 383 to 2716 and encodes 777 amino acids. The record is from RefSeq and is a predicted model, not a curated record. Gene Ontology annotation, cellular component: membrane. Lineage: Eukaryota; Metazoa; Arthropoda; Insecta; Diptera; Culicidae. Gene Ontology annotation, biological process: post-translational protein modification.
CAGUGUUGCGUUCAUUUCCCCGGUCUUUGGUUCAGCACCGUGGUUUUCACGGCUGUAUCAAAAUGCCCUGUUAACGGCAACUGGUACCGAUUGUGGGAAGACCAGCUUGUUUCACCGUUCUUGUCCAGUUCCGCCACGGACCAGAUAUUGAACAUAUUUAGUUGCGGGGCUUUUGGUUUUGAUUUGCGGGCCGUACCGCGUACGUAAGUGUGUGUACGAGAGCCUCUGCGCUGCAGUGUCGAGUUGAACCCUUCUUCUCCACCGUAACCCCAAACGUGAUCCGGCGACGCGAAAAACGGUGACAAUCACCGAUAAAAAAACAAGUUGCUCCUCGGAGAAACGAAGUUUAGCGCGUCAUAGCGAAUAAGAAGAAUCUUCAACGAUGGAACGGUCCACCAAGAGCACGCUUCGAAAGACGGCCGGCUACUCGAGUCUGAUAACGUUCGCCGUCCUUCUGCUGGCCUGGUUGUGUGGCUUCUCCAGCCGGCUCUUCGCUGUAAUCCGUUUCGAGAGCAUCAUCCAUGAGUUUGAUCCUUGGUUUAACUACCGUGCCACGGCUCAUAUGGUGGAAAAAGGAUUCUACAAGUUCCUUAACUGGUUCGACGAAUCGGCCUGGUAUCCGCUGGGACGCAUCGUCGGUGGUACCGUGUAUCCGGGGUUGAUGAUUACCUCCGGCGGAAUCCAUUGGUUGCUGCAUACGCUCAACAUUCCGGUGCACAUUCGGGACAUUUGCGUUUUCCUGGCACCGAUCUUCAGCGGUCUCACGGCCAUCUCGACCUACCUGCUGACGAAGGAGCUCUGGUCGGCCGGCGCUGGACUGUUUGCGGCCAGCUUCAUCGCGAUCGUGCCCGGGUACAUUAGCCGCUCGGUGGCCGGAUCGUACGAUAACGAAGGUAUUGCGAUCUUUGCCCUCCAGUUUACCUACUACCUGUGGGUGAAGUCGGUCAAGACCGGCAGCGUGUACUGGGCCGCCUGCACCGCCCUAUCCUACUUCUACAUGGUGUCCGCCUGGGGUGGCUACGUGUUCAUCAUUAAUCUGAUCCCGCUGCACGUGUUCGUGCUGCUGAUCAUGGGCCGUUACUCGCCCCGGCUUUUCACCUCCUACACGACGUUCUACAUUCUCGGGCUGAUCCUGUCGAUGCAGAUCCCGUUCGUUGGGUUCCAGCCGAUCCGCACCAGUGAACACAUGGCCGCGUCCGGUGUGUUCCUUCUGCUCUUCGCCGUUGCCGUGUUGAAGCAUCUGCAGACGGUGCUAUCGAAGCAGGAGUUCAAACGUCUAUUCCUGGUCGGUGGUCUGCUGGCGGCCGGUGUUGUGUUUGCCGGUGUCGUUCUCCUUACGAUGCUGGGCGUUAUCGCCCCUUGGAGUGGACGUUUCUACUCGCUUUGGGACACAGGCUACGCGAAGAUUCACAUCCCAAUCAUCGCAUCCGUCUCCGAGCAUCAGCCAACGACCUGGUUUUCGUUCUUCUUCGAUCUGCACAUCCUCGUGUGCACGUUCCCCGUCGGACUGUGGUACUGCAUCAAGAAGAUCAACGAUGAGCGCGUAUUCGUGGUACUGUACGCGAUCAGUGCAGUCUACUUCGCCGGUGUCAUGGUGCGUCUGAUGCUAACCCUCACGCCAGUGGUUUGCAUCUUGGCCGGCGUAGCGUUCUCUGGGUUGCUGGAAGUUUUCCUAAAGGAAGACAAUUCGGCGGGUGGCGCAAAGGAAAGUGGGGCGGACGAUGAGCAGGAAGAUGCGAGUGGCGAAAAGAAGCAAAUGUACGAUAAAGCUGGGAAGAUGAAGCAUCGUCCCAAACACGAUUCGUCGCACGGAUCGCAUGGUGAGCAGAAUACGGGACUUGGCUCGAACGUGAAGAACAUGGUGAUUGUGGUCAUAUUGAUGCUGCUGAUGAUGUUUGCCGUCCAUUGUACCUGGGUUACGUCGAAUGCGUACAGCAGUCCCUCGAUUGUGCUGGCGUUCUACAACAGCAAUGACGGUACCCGCAAUAUUCUGGACGAUUUCCGUGAGGCAUACUACUGGCUGUGGCAAAAUACGGCACCCGAUGCGCGCGUCAUGUCUUGGUGGGAUUACGGGUAUCAGAUAGCAGGUAUGGCCAAUCGGACGACACUGGUGGACAAUAAUACGUGGAACAACAGCCACAUCGCGCUGGUCGGUAAAGCGAUGUCUUCGCCGGAGGAUAAGGCGUAUGAAAUCAUGACCUCGCUCGACGUCGACUACGUGUUGGUGAUCUUCGGGGGCGUGAUCGGUUACUCCGGGGACGACAUCAACAAGUUCCUCUGGAUGGUGCGCAUCGCCGAGGGUGAGCAUCCGAAGGAUAUCCGCGAGAGCGAUUACUUUACCGACCGGGGCGAGUUCCGUAUCGAUUCGGAGGGUGCGCCGGCCUUGCUGAACUGCUUGAUGUACAAGCUGAGCUAUUACAAGUUUGGUGAGCUGAAGUUGGACUUCAGAGGACCAGCUGGGUACGAUCGCACGCGUAAUGCCGUAAUCGGAAACAAAGAUUUCGAUCUGACCUACCUAGAGGAGGCGUACACGAGCGAGCACUGGCUGGUGCGCAUCUAUCGCGUGAAGAAACCGCACGAAUUCAACCGGCCAGCUCUUAAGCCGGAAGAGCGCGUACUGCCGGCCGGCGAGUUCGUCUCACGCAAGACGUCCAAGCGAAGGAAGGGCUUGAUCAAAAACCGUCCCGUGGUGGUUAAGGGCAAGAGGAACAAGUGAGCGACACUUUGGUAGACGCCCGUACCAUUCCCUCCUUCCUUGAAAGGGCGUGCAGAACCAGGAAGGAGAUUCGUUUAUCCUCUCCCUCUCUCUCUCUCAUUUGCACUGAACCAUCCACCUCCCCGUGAGGAGAAGAAGUCAAGAGAAACCAAUCCGAUACAGUGGAUGCUCAUGUCGUUUAUUUUAGUUCAUCUUAAGUGCAUUUGCUACUUCCCGUUGGGAGCUACUGGACAGGAAUGAAGCAGAAGCAGAAAACAAAGUGUGUCAAAGUAUAGAACAGAGAACAGGGUAACAUGUUACGACCAAAACGAUACAAUACAGAUUAAUGACUUGUUUGCACCGCAUUUAUUAAUGAAGGGUUACGAAAAAGAAAAGCGACGGUAGUGCAGUUGCAUCCCAGAGUGGAGAAGUGGAUCAACACAAACGUUUUGAUUUCGAUUGGCGACCACAAUAAUGUAUGAUGAUCACUGGGCGUUCGGAGCUGAUUCUCCGCCGUUUCGGAGCGUUGUUUUUUGCACUGAUUAUUUGUAGACUUAUUCCAUAUAUAUAAAAAAAUUGAACACAAAAUGA